Molecule: messenger RNA, 644 nt
Organism: Paramuricea clavata
Lineage: Eukaryota; Metazoa; Cnidaria; Anthozoa; Malacalcyonacea; Plexauridae
Source: the annotation of a GenBank genome assembly
AUGUCUGACAACCAAGAAAAACGACCUGCGAAAAGAAAAAAGUCUGGUGCUGAAUUUAGAAAAGAGAAGAAAGCAAGAGAAGAGGAAAAUAAACACCUUGGUGCUUUUAUGUUAAAUUUUUUUAAAAGCAAUGAGAAGCGUGAACAAAAAGAUGAUAUCCAUGAUACAGAUAAAAAAUUAGGGAAUGAAGCUGAAGUCUGUGAAAUUACUGGAACUAUAUUUCCAAUCCAGAUGACCAAGGAACACUUGUAUUAGAUACAAAUGUUAAUGCCAAUAUUGCAGGUGAAGACAAAGGUCCUGAAAUAAUUGAAAUUCAAACGAACAGCAUUGAACAACAUUCCCAAACCAUUUCUAGUGAUGAUGAGGUUGAAGAUAUAGAUUUGGGAGAGACAAUUUUACACAACCAGUCGAAUGUUUCACAUGAUUUAACAUUAAACUCGCAAAUCGUGGUAGAUGAAAUCAGUGGUGCAUUUGAUCCAGCAACGGUAGUGGGCUUAAAGUUAAGUUUGGAGGAAAAAAGAAAACUGAUUAAAAUGAAACCUUGUCAGCCAAGUUGGUCCGUUUUACAGUCAAGGAAGAAAGUUAUUGGGGAACAUUCCAGAUUUUGCUCACAACAGCUGUUUCACCAUGAUGACUGCACAUAA